Molecule: messenger RNA, 4829 nt
Organism: Echinops telfairi (small Madagascar hedgehog)
Lineage: Eukaryota; Metazoa; Chordata; Mammalia; Afrosoricida; Tenrecidae
Gene: FIRRM
Product: chromosome unknown C1orf112 homolog
Exons: 25
Coding region: 30-2768 (912 amino acids)
Source: RefSeq, a predicted model, not a curated record
GUGUUUUGAAGCUGUUCCUCCGGGAGAAUAUGUCUGAGGACCGCGCGGCCCCAGAAAGCGCAGUUUCCCUGGAAGACUUGAGUAGCUGGUCGGAGGAGCUAUGCCGCCAGGAACUGCCGUCCGUGCUGCCUCGGCUCCUCUCUAUGUAUCAACAUUCUGACAGUUGGAUCGAACAUAUUAAACUUCUGAAAAUUAUCAUAGAUAUGUUUCUACCUCAUAUGAACCACGUGGCAUUGGAAACGACUUUGUUUUCUCAAGUAUUACCUAAGACUGUGAAAUUAUUUGAUGACAUGAUAUAUGAAUUAACCAGUCAAGCAAGAGAACUAUCUAGCCAAAAUUUAGAACUCCAGAGCACUCUAAGGAACAUUUUACAAACAAUGGUGCAGGUCCUAGGCGCGCUUACAGGAUGUGUUCAGCAUGUCUGUGCCACACAGGAAUCCAUCAUUCUAGAAGAUAUUCACAGCCUCCCCUCCUCAGUCCUUCAUGUAAUUAAAAGUACAUUUGUUCAUUGUAAGAACAGUGAGUCCGUGUAUUCUGGGCGCUUGCACCUUGUGUCAGACCUUCUCCAGGCUCUUUUUAAGGAGGCCUAUUCUCUUCAGAAGCAGCUCAUGGGACUGCUGGAUCUGGUCAGCCUGGCCUCUGUGGAAGAUGAGAAUGAUGGUAUUUUGAAUAUGGUAGUAGUUAUUCAUUCAUUGAUGGAUAUCUGCUUGGUUAUAUCCAGUAUUGACAGUGCAUUUCAUGCCAACACUUGGAAGUUUAUAAUUAAGCAGAGCCUUAAGCACCAGUCGGUUAUAAAAAAGCAGCUGAAACAUAAAGACAUAAUUAGUAAUUUGUGUGAAGACAUUCUCUUCUCCUUCUACUCUUGCUUACAGUUAGCUGAGCAGAUGGCACAGUCAGACACACAGGAUAAUGCUGACUACAGAUUAUUUCAUAAAACACUCAAGUUAUGUCGUUUUUUUGCCAACUCCCUUUUGCACUACACUAAGGAAUUUCUUCCUUUUCUCUCUGAUUCUUGUGGUACAUUACACCAGCUUUAUCUUCAGAUACACAGUAAGUUUCCCCCAAGCCUGUAUGCUGCCUCAGUUGCUACAGCACAGCGGGAGGAGAUAGCAGGUACUUUCCUGGUGACCUUGGAUCCCCUCCUCAGUCAGCUUCUCCCAUUCCAGCCUUUUGUACAAGUGGUUUUACACAAUAAAUUAGAUCUGCCAUGUGAACUACAGUUCCCACAAUGCCUUCUUCUGGUGGCGGUCCUGAAUAAGCUGCCUUCCCAGCCUGAGGAUGUGCAGAUGCUGUGGUGUGCAGGGAGCCCAGUCACAGAAGCUACGAGCAGGAUAUCGCUACUCGAAGCCAUUUUCUACAGUUUUGAGCAGUGUUCUGGUGAACUCUCUCUACCUGUUCGUGUACAGGGAGUAGAAAGUAAAGGGCAAGCCCAGGUUGCUGUCACAUUGUAUCAGCAUGUUUGUGUUCACCUGUGUGCAUUUAUUGCUUCCUCUCAUCCAUCACUUUUUCCUGAACUGGAUGCUGCACUAUUGAACACUGUGCUAAGUGCUACAAUGAUCACCUCUUUGUUAGCUAUGGACGCUUGGUGCUUCCUUGCUCGAUAUGGUACUGCUGAACUCUGUGCACACCAUGUCACCAUAGUGGCUCAUCUGAUAAAAUCUUGCCCUGGAGAGUGUUACCAACGUAUCAACUUGUCAGUACUGUUGAGGCGUCUAUUCUUCUUCAUGGCCCCACCCCACCAGGUGGAGUUUAUCCAGAAAUUUCCCCCACAAGCAGCAGAAAACUUAUGUCUAUGGCAGUAUAUUUCCUUCCAGGCUUUAUCUGCUGACCUUCGGAAACAAAUAGCAACCGAGGUCACCAGAGUGGGCACCACCCAGUGCCGGGAAUGGCUGAGCAGUAGUCGCACUCUGGGAGAACUUGAGUCUCUGAACACAGCCCUCUCUGCUUUGCUUACUGUGUGUAACUCUGCUGGCGAAACUUUGGACAUUAGACAACAAACUGCAAUUACUGAAGUAGGGAGCCAACUUUGGGUAUUUUUAAGAAUUAAACAGGUAGUAAGUCAACCUUAUGCUCAACGAACACUAAGCCUUUUACUUCCACUAUUGGGAUUUUUCAUUCAGACUCUAGAUCCUCAGGUAACCAGUCAGGUGGUUACGUUGCAGACGUCACUACUUAAAUUAGAGCCUCCUGACCAUGUCCGUUUUGCAGUGCUGGAUUUUUUAUCUUCUCUAGGAAAACUCUUCAUUCCUCAAGACAUCCAGGAUAAAAUUCUGCCCGAUCUGUCUUGUCUUUUUGCAUUACUGCUAGCUGACAGGAACUGGCUGGUAGAACAACACUCGCUGGAGGCAUUUACUCAGUUUGCUGAGGGAACCAAUCAUGAAGAGAUAGUUCCACAGUGCCUCAGUUCUGAAGAAACUAAGAACAAAGUGGUAUCCUUUCUGGAAAAGACCGGGCUUGUAGCUGAAACAGAAGCUGCCAGAGUGGAGCGUGUGAAACAGGAGAGAGGUGUUUUCUGGGAGCCCUUUGUUAAAGGGACUAUGGAAGAAGCAAGGUGGUCACCUUUAGAGCCUUGUGCAAAAAGAGCCCGUCGUGCGUUCCCAUUAGAAGAAGAGUACAGGACAGCAUUACAAAAAGCAACUGGGGCCUUGGAGGUGAUUGAGGCACUACUCCAGAAGUGUCCUGCUCCGGACUGGCUGCCCGUGGAAAUGGAGGCACUCCAAGAAAGGCUCACUGAGCUGACACGCUGUUUGCUCACGGGGAAAACAUGAACGUAUGGGUUUGGGAUGCUUGUCAACCUAUGAAUCAUCCUGGAAAAAGCAGUAAAUCCAGCCUUUCCACAGCCACUAGCGUCAGUCAACCGCACCCAGACUUCCUCCUAGAGACCAGUUUCUGAAGCCGCCUCCUGGAGGGCUUUUCAAAAGCCAGCACUUGAGGCCCUCUGCUUCAGUUGGCACACACAAGACAAAGCUCCUGGUAUGGGGAAAACAGGCUGCUUCGGGUCUUUUUGUCCUCAGAGCCUGCUUUUGAGGUAUUAAUUUAAUGGAAGAAAAAAAUUUUCCCCCUAAAGUUUAUUCAUACCCGCUGUCACCAGUUAUUAUCUUCCCAGUUCAGCUCCCCUUCUUCACCCCAGCCGCCAGUCUCUCCCUGCAACAAAAAGCACACCAGACCAGCCCGCUGAAAAUGAGAACACAAAGGGAAAAGGGGCCUAAUCACUUGUCUUUGAUGCCGAACUCAGUUCCCAUACUAACUAGAAAGUAGCAAGGAUUACUUUGGUUCCAAUAUUGCAAAACCAGAUGGUAGGAAAACAAACUUUCAAGGAUCACAUAAUUCAGUAAAAUCAGUCUGAUGAAACCAUAUUCUUGGCUAAACCUCCUUUCAUCCAAAUUAAUAAGCUAUUCAUGUAACAAGUGGACCAUCACCACUUAGCCCAAGGAUCAACUACAUUCUUCUGGGGAGGGAAAAAUAACCAUUUGUAAGAACUGAUUUCAUUUUAUGCUUAACUUGAUGAUUUUAACCAAUUUUUCCCUCAUAUGAAAUGAAAUGGCAACUGACAGCCCCCCCCUACCUCACCCCCCGACGUGUCAUCCUUAAACUAGCAGCACAAAGAUCCUCACCUCAGUAAUUUCUGCUGCAGCAAACUUUGAGGAAAACGGCAUCACUGGUGAGAUAUCAUUCUUGUUGGGAACCAUCAUCUCGGCCCUCAGGUCAGGUAGAAUAAGAAAAGCAGCUGAAGGCUUGAUUUCUGGAAUCAUAUCGGCAAACCAGUCCAACUCAGGAUCUUGCACUGGUUUCUUUUUUACUUGAAUGGUAAACUCUUCUCCUAAACCAAGUUCGGAUGGAACCUUAAAGGGCCGUUCUUGUGUCGAUGCUUUUGGUGGCUUCUGGUUUGCACCCUCCCUGCUCUGUAUGAGGCUGGUCCUUGGGGAUAGGCUUACUUUCACAGGACUACACUCUUCAGUGGGUGGAAGCAAAGUAGGAAUGGGCUUUUGUUCCCCUGAGGUAACAGUUGUGGCUGGCAGUCCGCCUCUGAGGCUUAUUUCCAUUUCGAAGUUGCUGUGCUCAAAGUCAUCCCAAGUCUCCUCCUUCACUGGGACUGGGGACUCUGCAGUAUCAUGUGGCUCCUGUGGCCACAUCUGUAUGUCGACAGUUUUAUUGUCAGGCUCCUCAGGCUCGUUCCAAUCAGGCCACUCUUCAGACUUUUGGGGAUUUGAUGGGGUGUUUUCACUGUCCUCUGAAGGAUUUUUCACAUCUGAGAUCCCGUUCAUGGCAAAUUUAAUAGGUUGAGAAAAUGGAUUGCCUAUGGAAUAUGUGCAAUAAUUGUAAAAUGUUGGUUAAGAGCAAGCAGUGUAUUUGGAGAAAGGUUAAAUAUCAAGCUAAAGAAAUAGAAAUAUCCAUGCAUACUUAAACUGGAGGAAAAUAACCCAGAAGUGUGUAAUCAGCAUCAAAGAUGCCAGGUAAUAACCAACGCACUCAAUUCUUUACUAAUUACUCCAACUUAGUGUUUGCUGAUUAUUGUCUAUAAAGCAAAUAUGAAACAUGUUCUAAGCCAGACACUUUUCCCCCUCAAGAUGUUCAUUACCAGUACACUGCAAAAGUAUUAUGUAUGCAAAUAUUUUCCUACCCCAACACAUCCUAGUUUAAAAGAGGAUUUCCUUAAGUGUAACUGUGGCAUUCAGAAAUCUUGUGCAAUAUACUCAAGAAGCUGAUACCGACAUUUCCCUACCCUUACCCACAGAACUCUUCACAACCAAAAUGGAACAAACAAACAAAAAACAGCCAUGAAAACCACUGGCUUCAAAGUGAUUUCUGACCCUGUAGGACAGGAUACA